AAGAAGAAGAGCACUUCCGCUUUCCUCUCGGCUCCCGCCCCGCUCCGCCAUCGUGAAGUCCUGAACAAAAACGGACGAGGCACGAGCAAAAAUGGGCACAACACGAACCGGAGAUGAAAUACACGGACAGCACUGACGUAAUGACGGCACACAGCGGAGCUGACCCGUGGCGAUUAACGAGUCGGUUUCCCCGUGAAAACGUCCCGGGCGGCUCCUGGCGUGACGUUAUUUAAGUUAGCCGCGCUGCUAACGGCAGCCAGAGCUAGCUUCUGAUUUUCCUCUGGAAGACCGCUCUGAUACUCCGCUAGCUAGCUGGCUAGCUGGCAGGCGUCAGUCGGCUAGCUGUCACUUUAAUCGACCGCCUCUCUACUUAAUGUCAAGUCCUGCAGACCUGCCGGCUGUCCGAUUGACUGGGAGCACCAGGAUGGAGAGGACUUUGAGUAAAAGCAUCGACGGGCAGGAUGCGGUUUGUUCGUGUUGAAUAGUCGCCAAGUGCCGGGGAAAGGGGAGUGAGACCAAUAUUUUCCUGCCAGGCCGGUCAGCUAGCUCUUGAGCUAGCUGCAGUGGAUCCAGUAAGCCACGGCGCUGGCCAUGCCCUCGAGUGUGCGGGCCGGGAGCCUGAAGGACCCGGAGGUGGCCGAGCUUUUCUUCAGGGAGGACCCCGAGAAGCUCUUCACGGACCUGAGGGAGAUCGGCCAUGGGAGCUUCGGAGCGGUCUACUUCGCCCAUGACAUCCGCACGAAUGAGGUGGUGGCCAUCAAGAAGAUGUCCUAUAGUGGCAAGCAGUCCAACGAGAAGUGGCAGGAUAUCAUCAAGGAAGUGAAGUUCCUCCAGAAGCUGCGCCACCCCAACACCGUGGAGUACCAUGGCUGCUACCUGAGAGAGCACACCGCUUGGCUGGUGAUGGAGUACUGCUUGGGUUCAGCUUCUGACCUCUUAGAAGUCCACAAGAAACCCCUCCAGGAAGUGGAAAUAGCCGCCAUAACCCAUGGUGCAUUGCAGGGAUUGGGGUAUCUUCACUCUCACAACAUGAUUCACAGGGACGUGAAGGCGGGAAACAUCUUGCUGACCGAGCCGGGUCAGGUCAAACUGGGAGAUUUUGGCUCCGCCUCCAUCGUCGCCCCGGCCAACUCCUUCGUAGGAACACCUUACUGGAUGGCCCCCGAGGUGAUCCUCGCCAUGGACGAGGGUCAGUACGAUGGGAAGGUGGAUGUGUGGUCACUUGGCAUCACCUGCAUAGAGCUGGCGGAAAGGAAGCCUCCUCUGUUCAACAUGAAUGCGAUGAGUGCCUUAUACCACAUCGCCCAGAAUGAGAGCCCCGUGCUGCAGUCGAAUCACUGGUCGGACUAUUUUCGGAAUUUUGUGGACUCGUGUUUACAGAAGAUCGCCCAGGACCGACCUACCUCUGAUGUGCUGCUGAAGCACCAUUUCCUAUGCAGAGAGCGUCCCAUGACUGCUGUGAUGGACCUGAUCGCACGCACCAAGGACGCUGUCCGCGAGCUGGACAACCUUCAGUACCGGAAAAUGAAGAAAAUCCUCUUCCACGAAGCCCUCAACGGCCCCGCCCCAGAAGGAGGAGAUGAGGAAGAGGACGCGGAGCAGUACAUGCUCCGCACCGGCACCGUCAACAGCAUGGAGAGCUCCCACUCGCUGCCCUCCAUGUCCAUCAGCGCCAGCUCCCAGAGCAGCUCGGUCAACAGCCUGGCAGACGGCUCCGACGACAGCGGCGAGAUGGCCAUGAUGCAGGAGGGGGAGCACACCGUCACCUCCAACAGCUCCGUGCUGCACAAGCCCCUGAGCCAUGACAACAUCUACGAUGAUCCAUAUCAGCCAGAAGUUGACCCACAACGAGGAGCUUUAUCCGCUGCCGCUGGUGGCGGCGGAGGAGGAGGAGGUGGAGGGGGGAGAGAAGGAGGAGGAGGCGGCGGCGGCGGAGAGAGGAGGCGGCGUCGAGGCAGAGACCAUUUUGCCACCAUCAGGACCGCCUCGCUGGUCACACGGCAGAUCCAGGAGCACGAGCAAGGCUCCGCCCUCAGAGAGCAGAUGUCAGGGUACAAGCGGAUGCGGCGGCAGCACCAGAAGCAGCUGAUGGGUUUGGAGAACAAGCUGAAGGCCGAGAUGGAUGAGCACCAGCUGAGGCUGGACAAGGAGCUGGAGAAUCAGAGGAACAGCUUCUCCAUGGAGGGAGAAAAGCUCUCCAAGAAGCACCAGGUCAUCCUGGAGAAGGAGGUGAGCUGGUGGAGGACGAAGGCCGUCCUGACGGAGGAGAAGAAGUUUCAGCAGCACAUACUGGGCCAACAAAAGAAGGAGCUGACGGGACUGCUCGAGUCCCAGAAGCGCCAGUAUCGACAGCGCAAAGAGCAGCUCAAAGAGGAACUAAAUGAGAACCAGUCGACACCAAAGCGAGAGAAACAAGAGUGGUUGGUGCAUCAGAAGGAGUGUCUGCAGCAGCUGCAGGCGGAGGAGGAGGCAGGCCUGCUGCGGCGGCAGAGGCAGUAUUAUGAGCUGCAAUGUCGCCAGUACAAGAGGAAGAUGCUGCUGGCCCGCCACAACCUAGAGCAGGACCUGCUCCGAGAGGAGCUGAACAAGAAGCAGACCCUGAAGGACUUGGAGUGCGCCAUGCUCCAUCGGCACCACGAGUCCACCCAGGAGCUGGAGUUCCGCCAGCUGGGGUUGGUGCAGCGCACGCGGGCCGACCUGAUCCGCACGCAGCACCAGACGGAGCUCACCAACCAGAUGGAGUACAACAAGCGGCGCGAGCAGGAGCUGCGUCAGAAACACGCCGUGGAGGUCCGCCAACAGCCCAAGAGCCUCAAAGUGAGUGAGAGCGGGCCGGGCCAGCGGUCCCCCCAGGAGGCGGACGGGCCGAACGGCAGCUGGGACAGCGGGGCGGGGCUAGCGGGGGAGGACGAGCGCGAUGGCGAGUUGGAAAAGGGGAUGGCGAAGGAGAUGUAUGGAGUUGAGGGCGAGCUAGACGGAGAGGGGGUGGAAGGCGAUGAGGUUUUUACGAGGGAAGCGGAUGCGAGCGCCUCCGCGGUUGAGAGGAGCGAUGAGCUAGAUGAGCGCAGAGACACAAAGGAGGAUGAGGAGGAUGAGAGCGAGGAGUGGAAAGUCGACGAAGAGGGGGCAGAGGUGAGGGAGGUUGAGGGGGUGCAGUGGGAGGAAGAGGAUGAGGACAGCAAGUCUGCACAUGUAGACUCUGAGGAUGAGGAGGAAGAGGAAGGCAGGGGGGUAGCUGACGGUUGUCCGUCCGAGUUCAUCUCCUCCCUGUCCCCGGAGAGGAGGCGUCUCCGCGAGCGAGCCAUCGACGAGCUCUCCGAGUUCUACUUCCCCGACGCCGCCGAGGAGCUGGAGCCCCCGUCCGUCUCCCCCCCGUCUCCCCCCGCACAGACCUCUUUCCCCUCGCUCUUCUCUCACGCCAUCUGUCUUCUCCUCUCCCUCUCCGCCGCCGCCCAGCCCUCCAACCUCACCUUGCUGCUCCUCUCCAUCUUCCUCCUGUCGCUCCGUCGCUCGCCCCCUCUGCCCUCGGUGGCGUCGGUGCUCCUCUCCGCGGAGCUCGCCUUCCUGGCGCUCUUCUUCUCGUACCUCAUCCUGCGCUCCUGCUGCUCCCUGUCUCUCUCCACCUUCUUGUCGCUGAGCCUGUGGGCCAGCGGCCUCUUCAGCCUGGGACUCUCCCUGAGUCUGGGGAUUUAUUACAUCCCCGUGAUAAUGAUUUCCGCCUCCUUCCUCAGCUCCCCCUCGCUCUUCCUCUCCCUGUACUUGGUGGUGGUGCUGAUCGUCCGGCCGGCCCGCGACUUCUUCCAGCACGCACCCCGCAAAGUCAACCGCCUCUGCAUGCGCGUGCUCUUCCGGCUGCCUCGGCCCCUUUUUGCAAUGUGCCAGUCUGUCUUGGGUGGGAUGGCCGAGCGUAGCCUCUACGAGAUGUUUCCCAAAGCGGGGCGCAACUGGGGCGGGCGCCAGUCCAAAAUCCCCGUGCGGCUGAAGAGCUUGCCUCUGGAGUGCCAGGCUCGCUGCAGCAACACCUCCCCCGUGGCCAAGGGCCUCCUCUGGGCGAAGCGGUUCACCCGACGCCCCCUCGGGGUCCUGGCGGACCUGGCUAACUCCGUAGUGCUGAAACUGGCCGGGCAGCUCCUCAAAAAGCUGCCGCUCGAGGUGCGAAACCGCCUCCAAACUCUGGGGCUCUUGAGGAAGGAGAGCCCGAGCCGGCUGCCUCAGCUGCUCCCCAGGGAGGUCAGAGAGAGGAGACAGAGGGAGCGGAGGGGGAGGGAGAGGGAGAGACAGCGGAGGGAAGAGAGGUUUUUCCGAGAGGAGGCGAAGUGGGAGUGUGCGUUGAGAAGAACGCCCUCUGGAAGGUUUGUCAGGGGGAAGAUUCGGCCGUGGAGAUAGCGACAGCGUCAGACCAAAUGAAGGGAAAGUGAGGGAGCGUCUCAAACUGGAGUUUUGCUCAUGUUUCUCAAAGAUGAGAUGUGUUGUUGCACACGCACACAUUGUGUACGUAGCGUGUGAGCCGUGUUGUCUGUUUGGCUCUGCAGACGUAAACCUGCAGCUGAAGCCUCGGUUACUGAACCAAACCAUUGAAGUUUUUCAUUAUUGUGCUUUUUGUAAAAGUCUUUAUUUUAUUGUUUUGCUCUUAAUUUGUAAGACAAAUACAAUUUUUUUACGGUUAUUUUUAAGACCAGUUUUGUGCAAUCUUUUGUUUUCUUUAUAGUGGUCUUAUUUUGAAGGUUGCACUGUUUUAUUGGUGCUCAGAGCAAAUAUUAAUGUUGCAUAGCUUCAUUUUAAUCCCCAAAUACUGUGAAAAGAACAAAACAAAAAAAACCAGAUGACUUCACUACCAUCACCCUGAACACUAUCCCUCAGUCGGUAUAAAAGUGCAAUAAGCGGCUGGACGGAAACAUCUGAGACCACUGUGGAAAUUUGAUAUUGAGUCCAAGUGGAAAAUAGUCAUUUUAGCAAAAAGAAUAAAGUUUAUGGCCAUUUAGCAGAAACAAAGAGCCGAUCAGCUCGCUCUUCCCGUGUUAACAGAUCAUCAUUGUAUACGUUAUCAGGUUUUACUUAGAUGUACUAUUAUUGUGGCGCUGUAUGCAAUCUUUCUUUAUGAUUUACCAUGUAAACAUUUAGAUGGUUUUCCCCUUAAUCAUAUAAACGCACAGCAGUUGAGUGCCUAGUUACUCGCUGUUUGCACAAAUGUCGCGUGUGAUCUAUCAUCCUUAAUCUAUAGUAAGAAAGCAGGAUAUACUUUGGUGUAGUUGAAGUAUAAUAAACUAUUUCAUAUUUCAGCGUAGCUUAAUUUAUAUGAAGCCAUAUCGACAAUCUUUUGAGACACGCAAUAUUUUUUAGUCCAAAGAUAAAUAAAUAAAAACUACUGAAUGUGAAUGUUUAGAUUAACGAUGUCGUAUAAAAAGACCAUAUCUAGUAAUCGCAGACAUCGGCGGGAUUUUUGAGCCGCUCCAAAGACGAUAACAAAAUAAAAAUGAAUGUGCAAAAACAAACAAAAUUCAGCUGAUGGUGAUUUCUUUUUCAGCCACAAAUCUAACGUGGUUGAGCCGAUGAAACGUCGAAAGAAUGUUGACCAAAACCAAAGAUAUUUAGUUUAUGUUGACGUAAGGACAAGCAACAUAACUUCUUAAUUAUUAAUCUGUCACCACUCUACUAGACUAAGUAGACUUGUAGCCUCAAACACCAAAAAGCUCAGAUUUCUACGUAUUGAAUCAAGCAAACGUAAAUAUUUAAUUGUGAUGGAGAUGUUUAACAUGUGGAAAGAAGGUGCUCUGCAAUGCAUUUCACAGGAGAUUUGAGCUUUUUGCAGAUUGCUUUAAUCCGCUUUUAAGAGACAUUUCACAACAAACAUUGUUUCAUUUGAAUGUAACUUAUUUUGCCAUUGAUGUUAAAUUUGUGUUCCAGCUAUUUCUUGUUCCUGUGUAUGUUUACACGUUUGUAUUCUGUUUGGUUGUGACACCAUUUCCACAAAGUUGCAUCACCAUGGUUUUAUUUUAAUGCAAUAUAUUGUUAAGAUCAGUACUGCAUCCGGUUUUGUUCUCGUCUUGCAUGAGUGUUGGCGGACUGUAAGGCAAAAAUCGCACGCGUUGGACAUCAUUUGUUAUACUUCUUAAUUAUUUUUUUUCUUUAUACAAAAAAAAUAAAUAUUUUUGUGUGAAAAUCA
This is a messenger RNA of Gasterosteus aculeatus aculeatus (three-spined stickleback), 6163 nucleotides long. It is a transcript of the gene taok2b, whose product is annotated as TAO kinase 2b. Gene Ontology annotation, biological process: protein phosphorylation. Gene Ontology annotation, cellular component: cytoplasm. Lineage: Eukaryota; Metazoa; Chordata; Actinopteri; Perciformes; Gasterosteidae. Gene Ontology annotation, molecular function: protein serine/threonine kinase activity; ATP binding. The record is from RefSeq and is a predicted model, not a curated record.